UGAGAGUCGGCUGAGUUAAAAUUGGAGCUCUCCCGUAGAGCGCCGACCUUGCUCACUGUGUGCGCACGUUUAGUCCCAUUCAGUUUUGCUUUUUCUUCGCAGGAUCAGAUGAGCGGAUCCAUCAUGUCGUGGGAUACGAGACGCGUCUGAAAGCUUUUCCGGGAAGGUAAAGAACGUUGAAGUGCUUUUAUGGAGGUUCGUGGGGCGCAACGAAACAUCGAUUGAAGUGGUCACACUGAGGAAUUUAUUCGAAUUUUUAUAUGUUUGGUGUGUGGUCCUGCAUGGAUUUUAGUUUGGUUUGAAAUGCGCAUCAUGUCUUCAAGAUAAAUCUACUAUGUGUCUGAUUUGGAGAGUACCUUGUGGAAGGUGUGCACCAGGAAAGAGACUGGGUGGACUCAACAUCUGCAAUUGAUCGCUGUAUUUCUGUGCGCAAUGUACCUGGAAUGAAGAUAAAACAUGGAUUUUAUGUGGGAAAUAUUUAUCAUUCUUCAAGCUAAUUUCAUCGUUUGUACAACAGCUCAGCCAAAUCCACCCAAAAUUCAUGAGGGAUGGUGGGCAUACAAAGAGGUUGUACAAGGGAGCUUUGUACCAGUUCCAUCUUUCUGGGGGCUGGUGAACUCUGCCUGGAAUCUGUGUUCUGUGGGGAAGAGACAGUCCCCGGUGAACAUUGAGACCAGCCAUAUGAUAUUUGACCCCUUUCUGACACCGCUGAGACUCAAUACUGGUGGCAGGAAGGUGGGAGGGACCAUGUACAACACUGGCCGCCAUGUCUCCCUGCGAUUGGACAAAGAACACUUAGUGAACAUCUCUGGUGGACCAAUGACGUAUAGUCACCGAUUGGAAGAAAUCAGGUUACACUUUGGCAGUGAAGAUGGCCAGGGCUCUGAACAUCUCCUCAAUGGGCAAGCCUUCUCUGGUGAGGUUCAGCUAAUACAUUACAACCACGAGCUGUAUACCAAUUAUACAGAAGCUGCAAAGAGUCCAAAUGGAUUGGUGAUAGUGUCUAUAUUCAUGAAGAUAUCCGAGAUGUCAAAUUCACUUCUGAAUCGAAUGUUGAACAGAGAUACCAUCACAAGAAUAACUUAUAAGAAUGAUGCUUAUUUACUUUCGGGGCUAAACAUUGAGGAGGUAUACCCGGAGACGUCAAGCUUUAUUACCUAUGAAGGAUCGAUGACUAUCCCUCCAUGCUUUGAAACUGCAACAUGGAUUCUUAUGAACAAGCCAAUAUAUGUCACAAAAAUGCAGAUGCACUCGAUGCGGUUACUCAGCCAGAACCAGCCGUCGCAGAUCUUCCUCAGUAUGAGCGAUAACGUCCGUCCGGCUCAGCCUUUGAACAACCGUUGCAUCCGCACAAACAUCAACUUCAGCCUACAGGGCAAAGACUGCCCCAACAAUAGGGCCCAGAAACUGCAGUACCGAGUGAACGAAUGGCUGCUGAAAUAGAUUCUUCUCAUGGAUGAGCCCUAAUCUGAGAAAGGAGAGAGACAGCAGAGAACCAGCACAGACUGGAGUGUGCAUCACAUUCAUCCUGAGAGAUGUAGUCAUGACACUGUAAAGAAAAAAAAAGAAAAAAAGAACCCUGAACAAGAACAGACUUUGCACUGUUUGCAAAGAGACUCAGUUUCAUACAUCAACUCAAAACCAGUGAAGUACAAAUAUAACUAUACAAAUGUUUUGAUACCUUUUUUGGUGGAAAAAAUAAGUGAAAAAUAAAAAUGGAAACUUUUAUUUCAUAGUCGCUUCACAGAAUGGAACUAAAGAUGUCUU
Messenger RNA from Electrophorus electricus (electric eel), 1767 nucleotides. RefSeq names its product carbonic anhydrase 10 (inactive)a (gene ca10a). Gene Ontology annotation, biological process: one-carbon metabolic process. The record is from RefSeq and is a predicted model, not a curated record. Gene Ontology annotation, molecular function: carbonate dehydratase activity; zinc ion binding. Lineage: Eukaryota; Metazoa; Chordata; Actinopteri; Gymnotiformes; Gymnotidae.